UUGAAGUAUCCAUUUUUUAAAAAUCUUCUUCCGGUGAUUAGCACGGCGAUAAAAUCAUGUGGAAGCUGCUUUGGGCGGCCGUUCUCGUGGCCGUGCUCACCACGCGUGAUGCAGAAGCAAAUCGUGAGAGAAGCAAACGUGCGAUAGAGUCUAACUCAAAUAAGUACCAGAAUUUUCUGCCACCUUUAACAUCAAGGGGCAUAGGAAAUCAGCCAUUCACGGGAUAUACUUACUCAACCCCGAAAACAGAAUCGGAUGGAUAUAUUUAUAGAACACCAGAUGUUAUAUUUACAAUACCGACUACAACAAAAACGACUUCAACAAAAACGACGGAUGGAUAUGUUUAUCCAACUUCGAGUAAUAAAAUAUCGACUACAACGUCAUCAAAAAAACCGGACGGAUAUAUUUAUAUAACCCCAGAUAUUAGAAUACCGACUACGACAUCAACAAGGAAGCCGGAUAUAUAUACUUAUACAACCCCGGGUACUAAAAUACCAACUACAACGAAAAAGCCGGACAUAUAUACUUAUACAACGACAACACAAAAGCCAUAUAUUUAUUCAACCCCGAAAAUACAAAUAUAA
Messenger RNA from Formica exsecta, 584 nucleotides. Its product is annotated as integumentary mucin C.1-like. The coding region runs from base 57 to 584 and encodes 175 amino acids. The transcript has 3 exons. Lineage: Eukaryota; Metazoa; Arthropoda; Insecta; Hymenoptera; Formicidae. The record is from RefSeq and is a predicted model, not a curated record.